AUGGGCCACAAAGUCUCUGCUGUCGCCGGCGUCAAAUCAGAAAACUUCACUGCACCCGGCAACGCUAUCAACGAAAUCUGGGUUGGAAACACCGAAGUCAUAUCUCGUUUACCUUUCGGCGAUAGCGACAUGGCUCAAGCCGGUUGGCCUGAGAGCGGCAUGCCAAAGAUACCGUGGCAUAAUUUCAUCAUUCCCAUGAAGCGGGACCUCAGCACUUUCGACGACCUCAAAGGUACUAUUCCACACGCCUAUGUCAACUGGACCACGAUUACCGAGUGGCCCGCAGACAAGUUGAUUUGCUGCAACCAGCUCGGUUGCAUGACGGACAAUCAUACCACUGAUUACAUGUUCACGCAACUCCGCAUCAGCCGGGACCCAACUCUCAUGGUUGUUCUUGUUAUCUUGUCACUCUUCACCCUGGUUGCUCUGCAAAUUCCGUGGAGAAAAUGCCCAUGCGACCCAGUGUAUGACUCGACCAAAAGUUACACCAAGAGUGACGUCCACGGAUUUUCAUUCAAAGUUUUGGUAUCCACCAUUGUUAGUGUUGUCGGCCUAGUUCUUGCCGCGAUAUCUGUGGCCCUUUGGGUCAAGGCACACUACGUGUACCAACUCGAAACUUGGAAUUUUCUGCUGAUCGAGUAUGGGUUCUACGUUGUAGUGAUACUUUCGGGGAUUCUUUCUAUGUUCGCUGUGUACAGCAACUGGUGCGACUGGAUGAAGGUUACUCGGAGCGCCAGACGAGGGUAUCAGCCGGUUAACAACGAACAUUCUGAGGGUACUGGGGAUAAGCCGGAGCAAUUUUGA
Molecule: messenger RNA, 804 nt
Organism: Aspergillus calidoustus
Lineage: Eukaryota; Fungi; Ascomycota; Eurotiomycetes; Eurotiales; Aspergillaceae
Source: the annotation of a GenBank genome assembly